Messenger RNA from Cyphellophora europaea CBS 101466, 1062 nucleotides. RefSeq lists its product as uncharacterized. Lineage: Eukaryota; Fungi; Ascomycota; Eurotiomycetes; Chaetothyriales; Cyphellophoraceae. The transcript has a single exon. Bases 1 to 1062 code for a protein of 353 amino acids. Gene Ontology annotation, biological process: DNA repair. The record is from RefSeq and is a predicted model, not a curated record.
AUGUCCAAGCGCACACUCGACGGCUUCUUUGCCCCCAAGGGCAAGAAGCCAAAGUUGGAUGAACCGAGCGUGCCGUUGACUCCAACUACCAACUCCUCUCACCCAACAUAUCCCUUCCCCAUUCCCAACCUGCCCCCAGAAGUCACCUCGGAGUUUGAAAUGCUUGUCACAGCAGAAGGCAAGUCCAUGACCGACCAACCACACCUCGACCUCCUGUACUUCCAGCCCUUCAUCCCACGCCCGUGCUCCACCACAUACUUCCACUUCCUCCGCUCCCAACUCCCCUUCUACCGCGUCAUCUACACGAUAUCGCGCUUCGGCAAAGAAACCGUCAUCAAUACCCCCCGCUGGACCACCGUCUUCGGCGUCGAUGACACCUCCCUCUUCACCCCCACCGGCACCCUCAUCGAAGCAAGCCCCGCCACCAACAACAACAACGCCGACCCCCGCCCCAUCGCCCGCGACAAGUACAAAUGCCGUCCCCGGCCCAUCCCCGAAUGCCUGGACCUUCUCCGCCGCGUCACCGAAGCCGCCACCGACACGCAAUACAACUUCUGUCUCGUUAACUACUACGCCUCCGGCACGGACAGCAUCUCCUUCCACAGCGACGACGAGCGCUUCCUGGGCCUCAACCCGGCCAUCGCCUCCUUCAGCCUCGGCGCCCGCCGCGAUUUCCUCAUGAAGCAUAAGCCUCCUCCUCCUCCCCCUCCGCCCGCCAAGGAAGGAGCACAGGCGUCUGCAGGGGACACAGCAGCAGCAGCAGCAGCAGCAGCAGCAGCAACGCCCACAACGCGCCCCAUCAAGAUGCCGCUGGGCUCCGGCGACAUGGUGCUCAUGCGCGGCGAGACGCAGAGCAACUGGCUGCACAGCAUCCCGAAGCGGACCGGCAAGGGCGCCGAGGCCGAGCGCGGCCGGAUCAACAUCACUUUCCGCCGUGCGCGGGUCGUGGGUGGGACGGAGAACUAUUACCGCUACAAUGUGGGCGAGGGGCCCGUGCAUAGGUGGGACGCCAGCAGGCGGGAGAUGGGGGUUUGGAAAGGCGAGGCGGGCACGGGCGGCUGA